Messenger RNA from Nicotiana attenuata, 1176 nucleotides. RefSeq names its product probable xyloglucan endotransglucosylase/hydrolase protein 8. Gene Ontology annotation, cellular component: cell wall; apoplast. Gene Ontology annotation, molecular function: xyloglucan:xyloglucosyl transferase activity; hydrolase activity, hydrolyzing O-glycosyl compounds. The coding region runs from base 90 to 989 and encodes 299 amino acids. Lineage: Eukaryota; Viridiplantae; Streptophyta; Magnoliopsida; Solanales; Solanaceae. The record is from RefSeq and is a predicted model, not a curated record. Gene Ontology annotation, biological process: xyloglucan metabolic process; cell wall biogenesis. The transcript is spliced from 4 exons.
UGUGUUUCCUAAAGGAUCCAGCUGAGAAGCCUAUCUUUUCUCACUUCUCAAUUGUUGCUCCUCUAAGAAGAGCUUCAUUCAAAAAAACAAUGGAGAAAAUUGCCUCUUCAAUGGCUGAUCUUUUCUUAUUUGCAGCACUAAUGGCUACCUUUUUUUCAUCCUCACAUGCUCAACUUAUCAAAGGUUCAUUUGAAAACACCUUCACUAAAAGCUGUCCUGGUACACAUUUCAAGACUUCUCAAGAUGGACAGAUCUGGUAUCUCACCUUAGACCAAGUAUCAGAUUGUGGGUUUAUUACUAAGCAGAGCUAUAGAUUUGGUUGGUUUAGCACAAAGUUGAAAUUAGUAGGAGGUGACUCUGCUGGUGUUGUGACAGCUUUUUAUAUGUGCUCGGAAGUAGAGGCAGGGCCAUUGAGAGAUGAGAUAGAUUUUGAGUUCUUGGGAAACAGAACAGGACAACCUUAUCUUAUUCAAACCAAUGUGUACAAUAAUGGCAGUGGUGGACGUGAGAUGAGGCAUCUUCUCUGGUUUGAUCCUACUCAGGACUUUCAUACCUAUUCCAUUCUUUGGAACUCUCAUCAAAUUGUGUUUUUUGUUGAUAACGUUCCAAUAAGGGUAUACAAGAACGCGAAUCACACGAACAAUUUUUUCCCAGCUGAGAGGCCAAUGUACGUGUUUUCUAGCAUAUGGAAUGCAGAUAAUUGGGCUACUAGAGGAGGGUUGGACAAGAUAAACUGGACAAGUGCACCAUUUGUAGCAAGUUAUAAGGAUUUUACUUUAGAUGCUUGUCAAUGGAAAGAUCCUUUUCCUGCUUGUGUUUCCACCACUACACAGCACUGGUGGGAUCAGUAUAAUGCUUGGCACCUAUCAAGUAAACAGAAGAUUGAUUAUGCUUGGGUGCAGAGAAACUUUGUAGUUUAUGAUUAUUGCCAGGAUAGUGUAAGAAACCGUUAUAAGCCUCAAGAGUGUUGGUUAAGUCCAUUGGACUAAUAUUAAAGAUAGAUAAGAUUCUUUUGAGAGAGGAAAAUUAUUGUAUUGUAAUCUUGAUUUUGAGUGUAUAUAUUGGACUCUCUCCUACUAAUAUGGGAUUGAGCCAUAAUAGAUCGAUUGAUCAAUCAAUAUUGAUAUAUUGUACUUCAUCUAUUCAAAAAAAGAAUGACAGUACUACUCUUGGAAA